UAGAAGUAAUAUUUUUUUUACGUUAGUAAAAUUUUGCAAUGGCCAAAGUGAAAACUUAUGAAUUGGUGGCCCCGGAUGGUGGCUAUGGUUAUAUUAUUUUAACAUGUGUUUUUGUAAAUUUGUCAAUGUUUAGCGCAUAUAUGAAUUGCUAUGGAAUUAUAUACAAAGACUUUUUUAGUGACUUAGGAAUGGAUUCCACAAAUAUAACAUCAUUAAACGGAAUAAAUUCAAUCAGUUCAGCAAUAGGAAGUUUAAUGACCUCAUUUUUUCUAAAGAGGCUGUCGAAACGGAAAAUGGCCCUAAUUGGAGCUACUCUAUGGAAUUCUGGACUGUUUUGUACAGUUUUUGCUCAAUCUAAAAUAAUUUUGUUUAUAUUCCAAGGCGUUGUUCAGAAUCUCGGGCAGGGCAUAAUAUUUAACAUUUCAAGCACGGCUCUUAAUGAUUACUUUGUUAAAAAACGAAGUCUAGCAGUUAGUGUUUCACAAACAUUAUUAGCGGUUCUAUGUCUCGUCGCUCCUCAAUUCUUUAAAUGGUCCAUAAAUAUCUUCGGACAUCGGAACAGUUUAAUAUGGUUUUGCGCUUUAUCUAUACAUAUGUUCAUUGCUGCAACUCUUUUGCAACCAGUUUCGUGGCACAUGAAGAAGAUUGAGAUCUCACCAAAGGAGCAAGAAUUAAAAAUACUAUUAAAUGAGAAUAAUAUUAACCACACAACAAAUGCACUUACUGACCAUACCAGUAUUGAUGUAGAUAGACUACAAAAUAUCACAGAAAAUAGCAAACAAAAAGAGAUUGGGGGCUUUUGGAAUGACUUGAUAGAUUUUAAGCUUGUAAAAAGUCUCAUGCUAUCAAUAGAGAUUGGAGGUGCCACAUUAGUAAUGACUAUAGAAUUUAUAUUUUUGAUGAUUCUUCCACAAGGCCUUCAAUCGUGUGAGUUUAACUGGAGCGAGGACGAUACAGCGAUGGCGUUUACUUUAGUAGCUGUAGGUGAUUUAACCAUGAGGAUUCUUCUGAUAGUAUUUAAUAAACUGAUGAAUAAAUGGGGCUGUCGUUCAAUUUACGUGUUUGGAAUUAUGCUUGCAUUUAUAACGAGAAUAGGUAUUUUAACAUCCAGCAGCCAGAUUUUAAUCUAUAUUUUAUUGACACUAAUGGGAAUGUCAAGAUGCAUCAUUUUAGUUGUGAUCAUUCUAGUUAUUUCGGAAGCUGUAAAAGAAGACGAAUUCUCAGCAGCUAUCGGAAUCUUUAUGAUGGCGAUAGGAAUUCUUAAUCUUACGGUCGGACCAUUAUUAGGUGCUGUCAGAGAUUAUACAGACAGCUACAUAAUAACAUUUUACUUGAUGACAGCAAUCAUGGGCUCUGUAGGCGUUUUAUGGAUAUUGAAGAAUAUAUGUGUUAAGAAACGAAAAAGUUUACAGUAAAAUAAUAACAUUAGCUAGUUAAUUAUAUAUAAUUACCAAAGAUAUUUUAUUACAUAUUUCGAUUAAAUUGCAAUGCUUUGAAAUAUUUAUUUUGUAGAAAGUUGGUUAAAGUAAUUAAAAUUCAAUGUAAAUGAAGCAGAAAAAGAUAUUUAGAAUUGUCGUCACAGAGUUUUAGUCACCAAAGUUCUAGGUCAAUAACAAAUAAGAAUCGCAACAUACUUUUGGUAUAAUUUACAAUAUUAUGUCAACAUUUUGUUAUGUUUCAGUUACAGUAAACAUUCCAUACAAAUCGUAUACUACACGAAGCUUUUACGAAUGAUGUGUGGUUCAUAUCAGUUACUAUCGACUCUAAAAUGUAUUAUUGCAGUAACAGUAUUUGACUCCACGUUUUUAAUAAAAGGGACAAGAAAAACAAUUAGUAAAAAUGAGAGAAAGACAACCUACUGCCGUAGUAGAGUUUGAUAACUUAACUAAAUUUGCCAAAUACUGCGAAAAAAUCAUAGGUCGUUACUGAAUCACAUUUUACGCAAAUGAUCAUAAUAAAUCAAUCAAUUUUUAAUUUACUGAUACAUUUGUAAUACUAGACUCAUACUGUGAUUUAUUAUAAUAGUUUUUUAAGUCAAUAUAUUUGUAUGUAAAUAUAUUGUUUAAUGUUUUAAAACCUAAUUAUUACCAAUAAACAUAUAAGUAGUUUA
Molecule: messenger RNA, 2110 nt
Organism: Pieris rapae (cabbage white)
Lineage: Eukaryota; Metazoa; Arthropoda; Insecta; Lepidoptera; Pieridae
Product: monocarboxylate transporter 13-like
Exons: 10
Coding region: 39-1415 (458 amino acids)
Biological process (GO): monocarboxylic acid transport; transmembrane transport
Molecular function (GO): monocarboxylic acid transmembrane transporter activity
Source: RefSeq, a predicted model, not a curated record